This is a messenger RNA of Chinchilla lanigera (long-tailed chinchilla), 2218 nucleotides long. RefSeq names its product zinc finger protein 713 (gene Znf713). The coding region runs from base 482 to 1840 and encodes 452 amino acids. Gene Ontology annotation, biological process: negative regulation of transcription by RNA polymerase II. The record is from RefSeq and is a predicted model, not a curated record. The transcript is spliced from 6 exons. Lineage: Eukaryota; Metazoa; Chordata; Mammalia; Rodentia; Chinchillidae. Gene Ontology annotation, molecular function: RNA polymerase II cis-regulatory region sequence-specific DNA binding; DNA-binding transcription repressor activity, RNA polymerase II-specific.
CGCAUGCGCUCUCGGGCCGCAGCGCGGGCGCCAUUGCGGGAGGCGGCGGCCCAGCCCGGCUGGUGGACGCGGAGGCGAUUCCUUAGUUCACUGAGUGAGUGACCAAGACCUUGGAAUUUCUUCCCGCUGAUGUGGUGCAUCUCAUUACAGGUGCUCAACCUGAAAUCGCAUCUCAUGAGAUCCCUGACAGGAGACAAAUUUGAGUCUCAGAGCAGAGUCUCUAAAUAAAUGAUUGGUGCCUUUGUUGGGGUCGCUGAAGGAGCCACUUUCAGAAGCACUGGAACACCAGCUCUCAAGGAUCAACCAGUGACACCGAGGCCACCAGGGCCGCUGCGUCUCGGACUGAGCCAUUGUGCUGGGGAAUAAAGCUUCGGUGACACCGCCACACACAAACUGCCAAGAGGUGCUGCCGUUCUGCUGGGGACUGAAUGCAGGUACACAGAGGUAAGAUUUUGUGUCCUGAAUAUCAUGUGUGAAGAAGAUGCCUCUCUCCUGUUUCCCAGUUAUGCCUUCUCAGAAUGUGGUUCUUUCCCAGGAGGGUGACACAGAGGAGAGAGAAAUGGGUGAUGGAUCACAGAGAGUCAGGUCCCGGGAGUCCCUGACCUUCCAGGACGUGGCCGUGGCCUUUACCGGGGAGGAGUGGGAGCAGCUUCACCCUGCUCAGAAGACGCUGUACCGCGACGUGAUGCUGGAGAACUACAGGAACCUGGUGGCGCUGGGGCGCCAGGCGACUAAGCCAGCGCUGAUCGCUCGGCUGGAGCAGGGAGAGCUGUGGCCCGGAGGAGCAGGAGGCCGGCGCGUGGGCGCUCUCCCCGGUGGGGACAAUGGACCUAAAAUCAAAAAAUCAACUCUAAACUGGAAUAUUUCUGAUGAAAAUCAAAGUUGUGACAUGAUUAUGGAAAGACUAACAGGAGACAGUUUCUGGUAUUCAAUCUUAGGAGGACUCUGGGAUUUUGAUUAUCAGUUUGAAUUUAACCAAGAAAACCAGCAGAGACAUUUGGGACAAGUACCUUUUACCCACCAAAAGCUUAUACAGGAGAGAAGCAUUAAAUGUAACAAAUUCGAGAACUAUAAAAAGAAUUCAAACCUUGUUAUACAUCAGAGGAUUCCUUCAAUUAAAAUACCCCUUAAUUAUAAUACACUAGGAAAACCCAUCAAACAUAAUUCAGACGUGAUUUACUAUAAAGGAAACUAUGUAAGAGAAAAUCCCUAUGAAUAUAAUGAACAUGGAAAAAUCUUCAAUCAACAUAUUCUUCUCACUAAUCAUAGUCACACUGGAGAGAAUCCCAGUGAAUGUGGAAAGGGCUUCAACCACAGUUUGUCUCAUACCCAACCUCAAAUAGUGCUCACUGGUGAGAAACCCUAUAAGUGUGACGAAUGUGAGAAAAGAUUCAGCCAGAGAAUACAUCUUACUCAACACCAGAGAAUUCACACAGGGGAAAAACCUUUUAUAUGCAGUGAAUGUGGGAAAGCCUUCCGUCAACAUUCUUCCUUCACUCAGCAUCUGAGGAUCCAUACUGGAGAGAAGCCCUAUAAAUGUAACCAAUGUGGUAAAGCCUUUAGCCGUAUCACAUCUCUUACUGAACAUCAUAGACUUCAUACUGGAGAGAGACCUUAUGAAUGUGGUUUUUGUGGGAAAGCCUUCAGCCAGAGAACGCAUCUUAAUCAACAUGAAAGAACACACACAGGAGAGAAACCAUAUAAAUGUAAUGAAUGCAGGAAGGCCUUUAGCCAGAGUGCACACCUUAAUCAACAUAUGAAAAUCCAUGCCUGUGAGAAAUUAUGUGACUAUAAAUGUGAGAAAACUUUAAGCCACAGGCGUUCACUUAGCAGCACAUAAAUUGUGCUGGGGUAAACUGUGAAUUUAUAAAUGUGGAAAAUUUUUAUCAUAUCUUUCUAUUUGCUAUGAAAUUACUCAUUUUGGAGAGAAAAUUUAUAAACAAAUUUCUAAUGCAUAGAAACAAAAUACAUACACACCUUAAACUAUUAACAUGCUUGGGGUUAUAGCUAGUGAAAAUUAUUUUAUAAACAAAAAUAUAUUGAGCCACAGUCUAAAUCUGAUAGCAAAUUUGUUAAAUAAAUGAACAGAAAUUCUGUAGCCAAUAACCUAUUAUUCAUAUGUAUGUUCUAUGCUAUGAAGCUUUGAAUGUAUAUGAACAUUAAUUAAACCAAUGUUGUAAUAUUAAGUUAUAUAAAUAUAAGACUAAUACUUCUCAAA